Molecule: messenger RNA, 3709 nt
Organism: Menidia menidia (Atlantic silverside)
Lineage: Eukaryota; Metazoa; Chordata; Actinopteri; Atheriniformes; Atherinopsidae
Source: the annotation of a GenBank genome assembly
CCUUACCUGGUUGGCAGACAAAUCAUUAAUCCUCUAGACUUCGACUGUGACAGUCAUAGGCAUAAAUAUCGUUUAACUUGAUGUUGAUUAUUGGCACAUAACAAAAUUUUGUCAUUUGUGCCUGUCUAAAAUCAAAUAAUAAUACUGCCAGGCUCUCGAACCAAUUGACAACUUAUUAACCGGUAACAUCACAAGAGGCAGCUGACGGCACUAUCUGAGCUUGUUAGCCAGCUAGCUCAGCUGACUACAGUCGAACUGCCCCUUUGUCUUUUCAUGCAAGUUAGCUAGCAGGCGUUGUUUCCUGUCUGUCAGCUAAAACAGGAUUUUGAAUCUGGGUUCAUUUAAGUUUUGUGCUUGACAAAAGUGAAGUAAACCAAGAUAGGCGGCUUGGGAACCAAGAUGUCGAACCGAGUGGUGUGCAGAGAAGCAAGUCACGCCGGCAGCUGGUAUUCGGCUUCGGGGUCCCAGCUGAAUGCACAACUGGAGGGCUGGCUAUCCCAAGCACAGUCCACCAUCAGACCUGCGAGAGCCAUCAUAGCGCCCCAUGCUGGGUAUACCUACUGUGGUGCUUGUGCAGCACAUGCCUACAAGCAGGUUGAUCCCUCGAUCACUCGUAGGGUGUUCAUCCUGGGACCUUCACACCAUGUGCCCCUCUCCCGCUGUGCCCUGUCACCUGCAGACGUCUAUAGAACACCCCUCUAUGACCUGAGAAUCGACCAGAAGGUUUAUGCUGACCUCUGGAAAACUGGGUUGUUUGAGAGGAUGAGUAUGCAGACUGAUGAAGAUGAGCACAGUAUUGAAAUGCACUUGCCUUACACUGCUAAAGCCAUGGAGAGCCACAAAGAUGAGUUCAGCAUUGUUCCAGUGCUUGUCGGUGCACUGAGUGAGUCAAAGGAACAGGAAUAUGGGAAGCUGCUCAGCAAGUAUUUGGCAGACCCUUCCAACCUCUUCAUCAUCUCAUCUGACUUCUGCCACUGGGGUCAACGGUUUCGUUAUACGUACUACGAUGACUCUCAAGGGGAGAUCUACAGGUCUAUUGAGCAUCUUGAUAAAAUGGGGAUGGGUAUUAUAGAACAGCUGGAUCCCAUGUCUUUCACCAACUACUUGAAAAAGUACCGCAACACCAUCUGUGGGCGUCACCCAAUAGGAGUGCUGCUAAAUGCUGUGGCUGAGCUUAGGAAGUCUGGUUUAGAAAUGAACUUCUCUUUCCUGAACUACGCCCAGUCAAGUCAGUGCAGGAACUGGCAGGACAGCUCCGUGAGCUACGCUGCUGGGGCUCUCAUCGUUCAUUGAGGUCAACUUUAGCAGGGGCCCCUGCAACGCCGCCACCCUGCUCUUAUUAUCUAUCGCCAUAACCCGGCCCUUCCCCUCACACCCCAACCCCCAGUUACGCCCACUAUUUGCAGGAAGGACCUAGACACUCUAAGCCAAUACAAAUCUUUCUCUGAAUCUCCCAUCCACCCCUCCAUCCACCACCCUCCUCCCAGCUUGAAGUGUCUCACAGAGAGUUUUGAUUGAAACGUUUAGCUUGUUGUGUAGUUCUGAAAUUAUGUUGGACGAAAAAGCUUAGAGGAGAUGGGAUAUGUCUGAUUGAUUGUUGGGUGGUGGCAACUUAUCUGGAUUCUUUACAUGGACUGUAGAUGUCCUCUAAGUCGUUCGUUUUUCAGACAACACAAAGGAUUUGGGCUCUGAAAAAGGCAAACCUCAUAUCUGGAUUUAAUCUGUUCUCUUGUAAUAUGCCACUGAAAAGCAAAACAAAAACUGCACGUUAAUGGAGAAGGGAUAAUAUUCAGAUUUCGCCUGAUUAAAAAUUAAACCCGACUUUUUGCUUCAAGCUCAAUAUGGCUCAAGUUUGAGAACAGUGUCAUAGGUCAUUACUACCAGUACACAGCAUAUGUUGUAGUUGCUAACAAAGGGCUGCACCCAACAUAGUUCUACCUAGCACCCCACAACAAUACAAAGAAAAAAAUCACAUUCAUCACCAAAUUGGUUCAUUAAAUUCCUUAUUUUUGACUCUUUAGUAGUUUAAUUACAUACCAUAGUAUUUACUCAGUUAAAGUGUGGCUUUGAACAGCAGCUGUGACUCCGGCUGUGAAGCUUUCGACAUGGUUUGCUUAGUAGAUGAGAGUGAGCAGCACUGAUCCUGGAUUCCAGUCAUACGCAUGCAGCAUUAAAGGUUUUGUGAGGGCCAGACUGCAGCUGUGGAAAGUUGGAUCUUCUUUUUAUUUUCUGACACACUGACACCUCUAGUUUUUGUUUACAAUGCCUCCUUAAAUCUCUGUAGUAACUGACUUGCCUAAACAGUAGACUUGAGUGAUGAUUUCUUCCUCUUUUUCAUUUAAUCUUUUGUUUGUUUAUUGUAUACAAAUGUAUUCUGUUACACACUGAGUUCUCUGUAAGAGCAGCAACGUUUGUGCUGAGGUCUGAACAAAGAUGCAAAGCAGAAAAUUCCAAGACUAUUUUCUUAUUUUAUAGGAAGUAUAUCUGUGCUGUAGAUUGUCUAUUACAGCUUUUUUUUUUGUUUCUUCACUGACUGAAGAAUGCCAAAAAGCUAUUAGGAGGAUUUAUUUCUUCAUCUUUACAUUUGAGGAAAUUGCAUAAAAACAACUCCAUACAUUAGAAUGAGCUCACUGUAGAUAGAUACAAGUAACAAAUAUAACAUGUAUUAAUAUUAGCCUCAUUUCACAAGACUUACCCAGAACAGUGACAUGUUGUUCCCUGCUAUAUUAAAAGAUUUAUUGAAUGAACAUGUGGAAGAAAGAAAAAAGAUAAUUGCUAAAUCAGCACAGGACCCCUUUUUAAAAAAAAAACUAGAUUGAAUAAGAAAAAAAUAAUCAUCAUUGACAUCUGGCAGCAUGAAGUGAAUGCCACUCUGUCACUACUUCCAUAUAGCGUUUUAAUAUCGCUUCCUCCCGUCUUGGCAUUCAAUGACUGAACGAGCCAUCACAUUUAACACCGCGCUAGGAAACCAUGCCAACCCCAGUAGGCACAGACUGAAAAAUGAAUCCCCAAGCUCACUUGACCUCUAAUGCUAAUUUAAGGGAAUCAGCGAAGCAUCACACACUGUGCUAUUGUGCCUUUUAUCACUGUUGCACAUGAAUAUAUAAAGGGUGUUCUCAUUUUCAGUCUUACGUUAGAGUGUGUUCUUCAGUCUUGGUUUUUUAAUGUGUCCCCUCACCUCUGCCGAUAGCCCAACUCGCCCAACACACCUCGAGUAUGGAGACCUGUUCACCCCAUCUGUCGGCCAAAAAUGGCACCAACUGUUAUCACUGUUCCCCAGCAGGGAGUGGUUUUCUGUUUUGACACGUCACCUCAUUCCCGUAGAGAGAAACAGAGGCUAAACCUUUCCUUUACGUUCACCAUGUUUGUGUUGAUGGAUAUUUGUCAUUCUAGAAAUGUUUUUUGUAUUUUCUUUUCUUGGUUAGAGAAUUGGAACUUACAUGUCAUAAACCUAAAAUAUACAGCUUACUACUCCCUUAAUGGAGUUUUUCUGAUCUCAGGUUCCACUGAUAAAGCAUCCCAGAAGGCUCUUCAAAAAAGGCCGAGGAUUCAUGUUACAAAAAGAAGUAAAAUGUACUGAAAAGCAUAUCCGCUCUGGUGUCAUGUUCUUUUAGUGCUCUAUUUUUACGUUGUGCUUUUAAACAUCUUUAACAAUUUAUAUCUACCGACAUUUCAGUGAAUACGAAUUUCUCCUAUUUUUUGCACUGAA